UUCUCCCUCCCCCCCACCAUUUUCUCUCGGGCUUAGAAGAGCAGUUCAACCUGCAAAACCCUGAGAGCUCUCAGCCCCUUUGCAUAGCUCCUCAUUUUCUUGACCACAUUUUCCCUCGAUUUUCAUCCCUUCUUCUUCGCUUUCUUUUUCUUAAAUUCCCUGACUUACCUCCUCAACCGCUUCCAAUCUACCUCUUGUCUUUUUCUUACUGUUCUCGUCUAGUUUCAUCAAAUCCUUUAUACCUUGUGUUAUAUAAGUAGAAAUCGCUCAUGGGUUCGUGAGAUUUUCAUCUUCUGCUCCAAUUUUGAAGCUUAAGGUAGAUUUGAGCUCAAUCAGGCCUUGAAGCUCAUUCGGUCCAGAGUUUAAACUGUAAGCUAAUUUAAAGCUAAACAAGAAGUUUACUCUCAAUAUUUGGGUUUUUCUUCUUAUGUUUGAUACUGAGUAAAGCAUUUUACUUCUGGGUUCUAAAGAUUAUAUAUAUUUUUUUUUCACUUCACAAGUUAGUUUUGUCUCCAUUAGACUAAAAAUUGAAACUUCAUUGAAUCGUAUCAUCUGAUUGAACUUAAUUUCUAAGACUUUGCUUGAAUUGGUAUUUUUCCUUUCUUACUUGGCUCGCAUUUGAAGCAAAAAAAGAUAUCAACUUUCUCAUUUCAGCUAAAUAUAUAUGCCCCAAUCUAAAUAUACUAGUUCUUGAAUCUUGAUAGAAACGAUAUAACUAUAGAAAUUUUUUUUUUCGGCUUUCUGCAAUUCUUUUGGAUUUUGUUUUGGAUAUGAUGGGAGGACAAUGUAGUAAGAAAAAAGGUGUUGAACCCCCACCAUCACCACCACCCGCACCGCCUCCACCACCUACACCACCGCUCCAAACUAAUAGCAAUUCCCAGUACACAGCAGACUUGAGAUUAUACGAGGAUGCUUGUAAGCUUGAUGCAGAACUGCAAUACUUUGAUACUGCCCUCCAUGAGAGGACUAACCAUGUAAUACACACUCUUGCAACUGGUGUUGAAGUUAGAUCAUUAUCUUUUGACUCUCUCAAAGAGGUCACCGAUUGCCUACUUGAGAUGAAUCAAGAAGUGGUCAAAUUUAUUCUUGAAUGCAAGGAAGAUAUAUGGGAAAAUGAAGAUUUGUUUUCUUUGGUAGAGGAGGACUUCAACAAUAGUGCCAAAACUUUGGAUUUUUGUACUGCCCUUGAAAAUUGUCUUAACCGAGCUAGGAAUAGCCAGUUGAUCAUACAGGUUGCUCUUAGGCAGUUUGAGGAAGAAGUAGAAUUGCAAGAUGGGGUUGUGGAGAAGUAUGUGAGAACAUUAGGGGAAUUAAACAAGUUCAAGGCAGCUGGUGAUCCUUUCACUAAGGAGUUCUUUGUACUCUUCCAAUCAGUGUAUAAGCAGCAGGUAUCCAUGUUGGAGAAAUUGCAACUUCGAAAGAGGAAGCUUGAUAAAAAAUUGAAGUCCAUGAAGACAUGGAGGAGGGUAUCAAAUCUGUUAUUUGUUUUUGCUUUUGUCUCUGUGUUAAUUUUCUCAGUGGUAGCAGCUGCUAUUGCUGCGCCGCCUGUGGUAACGGCUUUGGCAGGUGCGCUGGGCGUUCCAGUUGGCUCGGUCGGGAAAUGGUCUAACUCACUUUGGAAUAGUUAUAUGAAAGCAAUGAAGGGGCAGGAGUUGGUAAGAUCAUUGGAGGUUGGAACUUUCAUUGCAAUCAAGGAUAUGGAUAAUAUAUGGGUUCUUGUUAAGAAAUUGGAAGUGGAAACUGAAUCAUUGUCUCAAAAUGCAAGCAUUGCCCUGAUGGAGGAAGAUGCUUUAAAGCUUGUGAUAGAUGAGAUCAAGAAGAAGUUGGAUGUGUUCAUGCAAACCAUUGAGGAUUUAGGCGAACAUGCUAAUAAGUGCAGCCGCGACAUAACUCAGGCAAGGACAGUGAUUUUGCAGAGAAUAAUCAGGUACCCUGACCGCUGAAGAAGUCCUUUAAUGAAUAUUUGUUACCUUGGUUGUCUUGUGUGAAUUUCAUGCAGUAGUUAGAGGGGGGUCUAACAUUUUGUUGUCCAACUUGAAUUCAAUCCUUAAGAAAUUUAUAUUGUUGGGCACUCUUUUGCUCUCGUUCAGAAAGAAUUUUUUUGAGGUUUCCUUUGUUUUUAGGCAGCCUGGUGUUAGAUUAUCUCUGAAACUUCUAGCAUUGAGGGUUUUCAUGUUACAUUGUUGCUUAUUGCAAUGUCUUGCAAAAUCUUUAACUC
Messenger RNA from Manihot esculenta (cassava), 2218 nucleotides. Its product is annotated as UPF0496 protein At2g18630. Bases 771 to 1943 code for a protein of 390 amino acids. NCBI's taxonomy places the organism in Eukaryota, Viridiplantae, Streptophyta, Magnoliopsida, Malpighiales, Euphorbiaceae. The record is from RefSeq and is a predicted model, not a curated record. The transcript has a single exon.